UAAAUUCCCUGAUCCUGAUGAGCAUGUCUUACCGUCUAGGGUUUCAGCUCCAAAAACCCAUUUCCUCCACUUGGCUGAACUCUUGUUAGACACUUUCUCCUAAUUACUAUCUACUGCUAUUUCUAUUUCUCUCGGCCUCACCUCUUGAUAAUUUACAAGCUGCAAACUUCAAGCUUCAACUUGUCAAUAAUGGUUCUGUAAGUAGUCUUUUCACUCUGUUAUCGCUACUGAAAUUCUCGUAUAGAAUCCCUCAAAGAUUGCUUUUUCAAUUUGAUUCUGAUUGAAUAUAUAUAAUCGUGUUUGAGAGUUAAUUUUAUGGGGAAAUCGGGAGGUAGAAAAAAGAAGGGCAGUGGUGGUUUAAACCAAGUAUCUGAUGGUGGUAAAAUUUCAAAUUCAACAACCGUCCCAAAUGCAAAUGGUGCUGUCGAUUUCGACUCGUCAAUAUUCUUGAAAAGAGCCCAUGAACUCAAAGAAGAAGGGAACAAAAGGUUCCAAAAUAAGGAUUAUGUGGGUGCCCUUGAGCAGUAUGAUAGUGCUCUCCGCUUAACUCCCAAAACCCACCCUGAUCGUGCUGUGUUCCAUAGCAAUAGGGCUGCUUGCCUAAUGCAAAUGAAACCUAUUGACUACGACACUGUUAUCGCCGAGUGUACUAUGGCCCUUCAAGUGCAGCCUCGGUUUGUUAGGGCUCUCCUUAGGAGGGCUCGUGCAUUUGAGGCGAUAGGUAAAUAUGACAUGGCGAUGCAGGAUGUUCAGGUUUUGUUAGGGGCUGAACCCAACCACCGUGAUGCUUUAGAGAUUGCCCGGAGAUUGCGGACUGCAUUGGGCCCUCGACAGGAAGCUCAGCAGGACCUCCAAAGUCGCCCUUCUCCUGCUGCACUAGGGGCAUCUGCAGUUCGUGGUGCGCCAAUUGCUGGUCUUGGGCCUUGUUUACCAACUCGACCGGUGUCCAAAAAGGCAGCGAAUUCCCUUGGUGGAUUGACUGUAUCUGCUGGUAAUAAGAUUGAAAAGCCUCCAGUGAAUCUAGUCAGUGACAAUGGUCCCGACACCAAAGCUCAGUUACCAAAACUUGUGUUGAAGCCUUCGAGUGGUUCUCCUAAACCUGGGGCCAAUCUAGCCAAGGAUAGCCAUGGAGAACAGUCUUUAUCUUCAUCUAUGCAAUUGCCAGUUCAUGGCCAUGCAUUGGAGGUCGCAGUUCGGUGGAGGCCAUUGAAACUUGUGUAUGAUCAUGAUAUAAGGCUUGCACAGAUGCCCGUGAAUUGUACUUUUAAAGUGCUGAGGGAGAUUGUGAGCAAACGUUUUCCAUCAUCAAAGUCAGUUUUGAUCAAAUACAAAGACAACGAUGGUGAUUUGGUGACUAUAACAUGUACAGCUGAACUCAGAUUGGCAGAGUCCUCUGCAGAUAGCCUCUUGCCUAAGGAGCCUGACACAGAUAAAACUGAUGCAGCUGGAAUGUUAAGGUUGCAUAUUGUUGAGGUUAGUCCAGAGCAAGAGCCCCCUCUGUUGGAAGAAGAGGAGGACAAACCUCUUGAGACUCAAGAGACCAAGGGGGAUGAAAGUGGUUCUCACUCCUCACUUGGUGAAUCUGUGCUUGAAGCAGACGAUGCAGAAAUUGAUAAGGAAGAGAAAGAAGUUACUAAGGACAAAACAAGAGUUUCAGAAGAUCUAGAAGGCAGAGAAAUUGAGAUGGAUGAUUGGCUGUUUGAGUUUGCACAGCUUUUUAGGACACAUGUUGGUAUUGACCCAGAUGCUCAUGUUGACUUGCAUGAACUUGGGAUGGAGCUGUGUUCUGAGGCUCUUGAGGAGACAGUGACAAGUGAAGAAGCUCAAAACCUCUUUGACAAGGCUGCCUUAAAAUUCCAGGAGGUGGCUGCUCUGGCUUUCUUCAAUUGGGGAAAUGUUCACAUGUGUGCAGCAAGGAAACGGAUUCCCUUAGAUGAGUCUGCUGGAAAGGAAGUAGUUGCAGCACAACUUCAAGUGGCUUAUGAUUGGGUCAAAGAGAAAUAUUCCUUGGCAAAAGAGAAAUAUGAGGAAGCACUCUUGAUCAAGUCAGACUUCUAUGAGGGGUUGCUUGCACUGGGGCAGCAGCAAUUUGAAAUGGCAAAACUUCAUUGGUCAUUUGCACUUGCUAAGAAAAUAGAUCUUUCCAGCUGGGAUUCUACAGAAACUCUUAAACUUUUUGACAGUGCUGAGGAGAAGAUGAAAGCAGCAACUCAGAUGUGGGAGAAGCUUGAGGAGCAGAGAGCAAAUGAGCUAAAAGAUCCAAGUGCAAGCAAGAAGGAAGAAUUGUUGAGAAGGAGGAAGAAACAAGGAAGUGUUGAAGGUGAGUCCUCUAGCAGUGGUGGUCAGGGUGAGAUUUCACCAGAAGAAGCGGCUGAACAAGCUGCGGUGAUGAGAUCACAGAUACAUCUCUUCUGGGGUAAUAUGCUUUUCGAGCGAUCGCAAGUUGAAUGCAAGUUGGGGAUGGAUGGCUGGAAGAAAAACCUCGAUACUGCAGUUGAACGCUUUAGGCUUGCUGGGGCUUCUGAGGCUGACAUUUCAAUGGUUUUGAAAAAUCAUUGUUCAAAUGGAGAUGCAAAGGAAGCAGAUGAGAAAAAGAUUCAGAAUGCUAACACUGACACUGUUGGGGAAGCAGAGAAGAGCGAGGAAACUGAUAAAGUAUGAGGGGACUAAAAAGUGCUCAAAUUUUCUCCAUAUGCCAUGGCAGCAUUGAAUUACAUCCAUGUAUUCUCCUUAAUAAUGGAUCUGAAAUAGAACAAGAAGUGUUUCUUCUCAGCUGAAAAGUUGGAAAUUUUUGUUUUUGGGAAUUGAGAAUUUUGGUUCCAACAUGGAACAAUCAACAUUGGUGUCCUCGAGAGAUAUUGUUUUCUAGGGCGUCCAUGUUUGCUUCGAGGUGAUGUUUUUUGUUCACAUACUAGCGAGUUUCUCUGAUUUUUGACGUUAGUACUUCAUCUUACUGUGGUCUAUAUCUGCAAUUCUUGAUUUUUAUGGAACAUAACUUAUUUCAUUGUUUGAAAUUAUCCAUUUUUUCAUUCUAAA
Messenger RNA from Jatropha curcas, 3036 nucleotides. RefSeq names its product Octicosapeptide/Phox/Bem1p (PB1) domain-containing protein / tetratricopeptide repeat (TPR)-containing protein (gene PHOX2). The record is from RefSeq and is a predicted model, not a curated record. NCBI's taxonomy places the organism in Eukaryota, Viridiplantae, Streptophyta, Magnoliopsida, Malpighiales, Euphorbiaceae. Gene Ontology annotation, molecular function: protein binding.